UGUAAAAAAAUCUCACUCUUCCCUAAACUUCGACGAAGAGUUUAAAGUUUCUUCACCCAUGGCUCCUCCAAGAUUGAUUGCUAAAAGCGCCCAUGACGAAGCGACCGUCCUCGACGGUGAAGUUCCCACAUCGUUACUAGUCAAUUCAACAAGCUUCCUUGCCAACGGUCAUCCAAUUCUCAAGGAAGUCCCAGCAAACAUCACAGCCACCCCAUGGGUAGAUGCUAAUGGUGUAAUUAAAGGGGUCAAGGGCCUAGUUAAGGGCGGAUGCCCUCCAGGGAUGGUUGUUAUAGAUAAUGGAUGGCAAUCCAUAUGCCUAGAUGAUGACCCUAUUGACAAAGAAGGCAUGGAUCGUGCCGUUACUGGUGAAGAAAUCCCAUAUAGACUAGUAAAAUUUGAAGAAGAUCAUGAGUUUAAAGACUAUGAGAGUGCCAAAUUACCCAAUACCAAGGGCAUGAGUGCAGUUGUUAGUGACUUGAAAGAGGAGUUUAAGACCAUAGAAUAUGUUUACAUGUGGGAGGCUUUGUGUGGAUAUUGGGGUGGGAUCAAGCCCAAUGUCCUAGGCAUGCUGGAGGCGAAGGCCAUUGAACCCAAGUGGUCACCAGGAUUUCACAUGUUUAUGGAGGAUUUUGCCACAAACAAUAUCUCAAGAGAUGGGAUACGGAUAGUCCAACCAGAGAUGGCUAACAAGAUGUACGAAGGACUUCAAUCUCAUCUUGAGUCGACCAGAAUAGAUGGAAUUAAGAUUGAUGUGAUUCAAGUACUUGAGAUGCUUGGGGAGGAUUUUAGGGGUCGGGUUGAGCUUGCUAUUACUUUUUAUAAGGCUUUAACAACUUCUUUACGGAAAUAUUUCAAAGGAAAUGACAUCAUUGCUAGCAUGGAACAAUGCAACGACUUCCUUUUCCUUGGAACAGAAGCCAUAACCCUUGGGCGUGCAGGGAUGUCACUUGGUGCAUUGCGCCUACAACAACCUAUGGCGAUCUCUGGUGAACCAGUUUAUGUAAGUGACUCAGUUGGGCAACACAAUUUCAAAUUACUCAAGAGCCUAGUAUUGCCUGAUGGGUCUAUUCUUAGAUGUCAUAGCUGCGCACUUCCUACGAGAGACUGCCUCUUUGAAGACCCUUUGCACGAUGGCAAAACCAUGCUCAAAGAUUUGGAACCUCAACAAAGAGUUGUAGGAGUGUUUAAUUGUCAAGGAGGAGGGUGGUUUCCAAAGUAUAGGAAGACCAAGAGAGCCUCUAAGUUUUUAGGCAUGGUGGGCUGUUUAGUCUAUCCCAAAAAUAUUGAAUGGAGGCACGGAAAGGAUACAAUCUCUAUUCAAGGUGCGCACCAAUUUGCUGUGUACAUUUUCCAAAGGAAGUAUAUGAAGUUGAUGAAGUUUACAGAGAAAAUUGAGAUUUCACAAGAGCCCUUGAACUAUGAACUCCUUACAGUUUCUCCCGUGACAAUUCUACCAAUAAAAUCCAUUGGAUUUUGCCCCAUUGGAUUAGUGAACAUGCUUAAUUCUGGGCGUGCAAUCCAAAGCAUAGACUUUGAUGAUGAUGGAAAUUCAGUUAGAAUUGGAGUGAAAGGAAAGGGGGAAAUGGGAGUGUUUGCAACAGAGAAGCCAAUUUCUUGUAAGAUUGAUGGAGUCGAUGUUGGAUUUAGCUAUAAUGAUCAGAUGGUGUCCAUUGAAGUUUCUUGGCCAAAUUUUUCUAGAGCUUACCCUAAGACCAACACAGAGAAUGAAAAAAGAGGAGCAUUUAAAUUCAACAAGAAAAAGGACACAACAAGCCUAUCUUGGGCAUCAGCACAACAUCAUUGCCUUUUGUAGCAUGGUUCCUCAAUAAGCCUAAAGUUCUUUA
Rubroshorea leprosula is the source of this 1844-nucleotide messenger RNA. The record is from the annotation of a GenBank genome assembly. Lineage: Eukaryota; Viridiplantae; Streptophyta; Magnoliopsida; Malvales; Dipterocarpaceae.